CCGCGAACCAUGAAGGGAAUCGGAAUUCUGCUGGUGGUGGCUUUGAGCUGCGGGUUUUUGGUGGUUUCCGCCGUAAACCUGCCCGGAGUGCCAAUCGACUUCGAUGUGGACGACAAGAUCCUGUCCGCCAUCGCGGAUGACAUAUCCGAGCGUCUGGCCAAGGAAUACAUUACCUUUUUGAAGACCGGAGUGGAGACCCCCGAGUUCCUGAAGCUCACCAAUCAGCUGGCCAAGUCGCACAGCCCGAGGGAUAUAUUCACCAAAAAUAUGCCCGAUCUCGAGCCCAGGGACAGCUUCUUUGUGUGCGUGGCUUGUCGGUCGGUCAUCCGGGUUUUCAUCCGCACCAUUCGCGAGGAGGAGGGCGAACUUCACGGGGAUGAUAGUUCCGUCCUGAUGAAGGACUUUGCCAUGGAUGUGUGCCGCAGAUUGAACCUGCAAACGGAGGAGGUCUGCGAGGGUCUGAUUGACUCCAAUCUGCCCACCGUGGAGUACAUUAUGCGGAACUCGGAGAGUGACUCGCAGAGCUUCUGUUCCCUGUUCAUGGAGUUUAGCUUCUGUAACACCGGUUCCAAUGCGGACUACAACUGGACUUUGCCAGUGGAUAAUACUGGCGAGUCUUUGACUGGGCCCAAGUCUGAUACUCCUCGCUUUAGCGACGAUGACAUCAGAAUCUGCCAGUUUACCGACAUUCAUCACGAUCCCUUGUACGUUCCCGGAAGUCUAGCUUCGUGUGCGGAACCCAUGUGCUGUCAGAGGAAUAAGGAUACGGUUGAGGGAACGAGUGAGGCAGCUGGUUACUGGGGUGACUACAGGGACUGCGAUCUGCCGUGGCACGCCUUUGAAUCCGCUUUGGAUAACGCAGUGGCUAACUCGAAGUGUGAUUAUGUGUAUCAGACUGGAGAUAUUGUCGACCACAUGGUGUGGGCCACCUCCGUGGAGAAGAAUACUGGAGUGCUGACCAAGGUUAGUCAGCGUUUGAACGAGGCAUUUGGAGAUGUUCCCGUCUAUCCUUGCAUCGGAAACCAUGAGCCCCAUCCCCUGAACCUCUUCAGUCCCGAGGGUGUUCCGGAUGAGAUCAGCACCAAGUGGCUGUAUGAGCACCUGUACAACGACUGGUCCAAGUGGCUGCCGGAGGAAACCAAGGAGACGAUCCUCAAGGGAGGUUACUACACGGUGGUGCCGAAGAAGGGAUUCCGUAUCAUCGCUCUUAACAGCAACGACUGCUAUACGGACAACUUCUGGUUGUACCACAGUGGCACUGACAAGAUCCCCCAACUCCAGUGGUUCCAUGACACGCUUUUGGAGGCUGAAAAAGCCGGGGAGUACGUCCAUGUGUUGACCCACAUCCCUUCGGGCGAUGGAACCUGCUGGUCCGUUUGGGCCCGAGAAUUCAACCGCUGCAUCACCCGGUUCAGCAAGACAAUCAGUGGAAUCUUCACAGGACAUUCGCACAAGGACGAACUGUUCGUCUACUAUUCCGAAGAUGAGGGACAUGCCACGGCGGUGGCCUGGAACGGAGGUGCUGUCACCACCUAUUCCAACAAAAACCCCAACUACAGGGAGUACGCCGUGAAUUCCGAGACCUACACCGUGAGCAACCAUUGGACCUGGAUCUACAACCUGACGGCUGCCAAUCUGAAGCCAGAUGAGCAGCCCGAGUGGUUCCUGGAGUACGAGUUCAUCAAGGAGUUCACCGAGGACACGAGUCCUGCGGGUAUUGACAAGCUCCUCGACGAGUUUGCCGAGAAUCCCGCACUACUGAGGAAGUACUGGCGUUUCCGUGUGACCUCAGCCGAUCCCCAGGUUAAUGAAGGAUGCGAUCGCACCUGCUUGGCAGGAUCUCUUUGCCGCGCUGCUGUGACCAUCAAUUCCCAGCGAGGACGUUGCGAGGAGCUGCGGGAAAAGCUGUUUGCCUCUUUGGACAAUGAGGAAAAUACUACACCCAGCAACACCACUCCUGGUGGCAGUGAUCCCAGCAGCACCACUCCUAGUGACGACGAUGACAACGGCGGCGGAGGAGCCUCCACCUUGGGUCUGCUCAGCAUUAGCUCCUUGCUGGCCAUAGUCCUCUCCAUCCGCCUUAGUUUCUAAAGACGCUCAUUUCAUAUCCCCUAAGUUAUAUAAUGCUAAUUCCAUUCUGAAAGUGACCACUCUCAAGUGGCAAAUAGAAGUAUGCGCUUAUCCCAAUCAAAGCUAA
Molecule: messenger RNA, 2197 nt
Organism: Drosophila rhopaloa
Lineage: Eukaryota; Metazoa; Arthropoda; Insecta; Diptera; Drosophilidae
Product: sphingomyelin phosphodiesterase
Biological process (GO): sphingomyelin catabolic process; ceramide biosynthetic process
Cellular component (GO): lysosome
Molecular function (GO): acid sphingomyelin phosphodiesterase activity
Source: RefSeq, a predicted model, not a curated record